This is a messenger RNA of Laetiporus sulphureus 93-53, 1062 nucleotides long. RefSeq lists its product as uncharacterized. Bases 1 to 1062 code for a protein of 353 amino acids. NCBI's taxonomy places the organism in Eukaryota, Fungi, Basidiomycota, Agaricomycetes, Polyporales, Laetiporaceae. The transcript is spliced from 3 exons. The record is from RefSeq and is a predicted model, not a curated record.
AUGGGCCAGUAUUGGAUGAUCAUCAAUCUCGACAAGCGAGAAGCGACUUCGCACUUGGGAAAGCUGGGUGAAUGUCUUUUUGACGGUAUACCUGAAUCUCUUGUGCCGUAUUUUGCCAUACCCCUUCCCCUAUCGGCUCUUGAUAUCAAGAAAGAGUUCAGUGGUGUAAAUUCAGGUCCAUCCGCGAACUCAGCACUGGGAUCCUUGGACCUCGCACCCGAAAUCCUGUAUCUCAUCUUUGAUGAGAUCGAUGAUCUGCGCGGUGCCAUCUCGCUGUCGCUCACGAACAAGACAUUGUCCGACAUUGGACAGGCCCGUGUGUAUGAGCUGGCAUGCAAGACGACAGCGCCAUGGGCCGGUGAUCGCGUCAUAUGCGCCGGCGACUAUAUGCGGUGGCAUGAUCUGCCAGUAGGCAUGCUCUCCGAGAGCGAACUCUACGAAUAUCGCAGCCAAGAUGAAGAUGAAGGCGAUGGCGACUCGAACGAAGAGUACGACUCAUACACAAACAAUCCCCGCAACUUUCACGACGUUAGAUGGCGGGAAGCGCCCUCUAGACAUUCUGAACCUGAUGUUCUUAACAUCAGCAGCAUUCAUGAUGCGUAUUUUCACUACAACGUGUCGUCUUUCGAGCGCGAAGAAUUUUCUCGCCGGCAGAAGCCGCAAUACUCGAUCGAUCUCUCGAAGGAUGAGACUCACGGAUGGGUAUUAUGCAGCAUCUCGAAGCGGGAGUACGUCAGGGCCAGCGUUGUUGCGGCUUUGACGGGCUCUAGCGCUAAAAUGCCUCGCGGGAUAGGAGGGAGAGGCGGCUUCGGUCUGGGUCAUGUUCUCAUGAGCCAGAUUUGCUGGUCCUCUGACGACUCUAUUUCAAUGAGAUAUAAGGGUGACUUGCAUCGCGGGAGGUGGGCGGGUGAUCGCUUGUCCAUCACGACAAUGGACAGACUGGACAAUCACGAAGCAUGGAAGGACACGUCGGAAGAGGUGGUGAAGAAGAUUACGAAAAUUUGGGAUGCUGACUGUCAAGGGUGGCGAUCGCAAGUAAAUUGUAAUGACACACCGAAGUGA